Molecule: messenger RNA, 1680 nt
Organism: Mercenaria mercenaria
Lineage: Eukaryota; Metazoa; Mollusca; Bivalvia; Venerida; Veneridae
Exons: 1
Coding region: 1-1680 (559 amino acids)
Biological process (GO): signal transduction
Molecular function (GO): protein binding
Source: RefSeq, a predicted model, not a curated record
AUGAAAUACUUUUUACAGUUCUGGAUGAGUUCAAUCCACUCGUUUGUAGGGUCAGCAGAUGGGUCUUUGCCAAAGGUUAUCCUUGUUGGAACCCACAAAGAUAAACUCAGGGGAAAUAAAUACGAAAAAGAAAGAUAUAUCAAAACAUACUUUGAAAACAUAAGACAGAUAUUUGAUGGAACGGAUCUGUCUAACCAUAUUCAAUCUGAUGACUUUGCAGUUGACAAUACUGAUUCUAAAGAUCCUUCACUAAAUUCACUGCGUGAAACGAUCAUUAAAACCGGAGAUGAACUGUCACAAACACAAACAGUUGAAAUACCACUGAAGUGGAUUCAAUUGGAAAAGUCACUGCUGGAAAGAAAACACCUCAAACUUAUUUCAGUUAAGUUCGUCAUGGCGAUAGAUUCAGAAAAUGAGUUUCCUUUAGGUGAUAUGGAACAGGUCAAAUUAUUCCUUCGUUAUCAUCAUUCUAAAGGUACAUUUGUUUAUUUUGAUGAAGAACCAAUAUCAGAAUAUGUUGUGCUUGAUCCUCAGUAUCUCAUAGAUGCAUUCAAGUGUAUUAUCACAAGCGAAAGGUUUUGCACAAAUGAUCCUGAAAUCCGUCCACUUUGGAAGAUGUUACUGUCAGAGGGAAGACUUGAGAAACAGCUGAUUGAUCGCCAGUGGGGAAAACCUGAAAAUGAACUAGACAUGUUUAUGGAAAACAAAGAAAUUCUUCUUUCAUUUCUUGUGAAACAUCACAUUAUAUCGGAGGCAAAGGCUUUCGAUGAAAAGGCCGAACUAUCGACAGGCCUAGGUUGGUUUGUGGUCCCAAGUCUGUUGAGUGACCAUUCAUCGAGAACAGAAAAAAUAGAAUUUCUUAAUGGAAAGAAAUUUACAAAACUUCACUAUGUGUUAUUUUUCAAUUCCUCGCCAAUAUUGCCUACAGUCUACCAUCGUUUAGUAUCAGCUGCAAUAGGAAAGUGGCCAGUAGCAAAAGCUGGUAAGAAAACAUUACUAUUUAAAGAUAUGUGUAUAGUCAGACUGAACGUGGACCACGCCGGAAUAACAGAGAUUAGACAUGACAACAUUGAGAUGACAGUUGUUAGUCUAUGUCACACAACAGAUGUUAACAGUGAACAAGCUGACGGUUUUCGACGAUUUUUGAAAUCUGUAACCGCACAUGAAUUUCAGAAGCUACGGAGUACAGAAGAGACCAAUGGCAAACCAUACACCGUUAUGUUCCGAUGCAAUCACGGCAGUCAUGGUGCAAGUGGAAGUGAAAACCUAAUUUCCAUGGAUGACAUGAGGAGAGGAAAUGUAGUUCCAUGUCCAGACUUGAUGUCCCAUGACAUCGACAUUGAAAUGGCAAAAGAAGAGUGGUUUCAAGAGAACAAAAGUAUAACAGUCAUUCCAUACAAUCGGUUGACAGACAAAUUACUUAGCAGCUUGUCGCAGUGCAUUGGUGAAAACUGGCAAUUGCUUGGGCUCGAACUUGGGUUGACGCAAGUUCAGUUAGAUCAUAUUUUUGAAGACCAUCCACGUAGCGCUGUCAUGAGGAUAUAUGCCAUGCUUCAAAGGUGGUGUCAAAAAGAUGUAGAUAAAGCAACACUAACAGUACUUGUUGGAACCCUGCAACGAUGUACGCAUGUGCACGUUGAUUGGGACAAACUGAGAAACGUUAUAGAUGAACAAAGUUAA